Trachemys scripta elegans is the source of this 1378-nucleotide messenger RNA. It is a transcript of the gene TICAM2, whose product is annotated as toll like receptor adaptor molecule 2. The coding region runs from base 30 to 683 and encodes 217 amino acids. The record is from RefSeq and is a predicted model, not a curated record. Gene Ontology annotation, molecular function: protein kinase binding. The transcript has a single exon. Gene Ontology annotation, biological process: positive regulation of canonical NF-kappaB signal transduction; lipopolysaccharide-mediated signaling pathway; positive regulation of myeloid dendritic cell cytokine production. NCBI's taxonomy places the organism in Eukaryota, Metazoa, Chordata, Testudines, Emydidae.
CACAUCUUCUGACGUGUACAUUUAUCAUAAUGGGCAACACUAACUCCAAAAGAAAUCCGCCCCCUCCACCAAAUAACACAGAAAAGGGUACCAAUGUGAGUGCAGGCCAGAGAGACUUCAAGCAAAAUCAUGAAUUGUGUGGCCUGUCUCUUGACAUAGAAGGGAUCUCUACAAAAGUUUCAGAAAUUCACAGCAGUGAUGAGGAUUCUGAGGAUGUGUUUUACAAGUUUGUGAUUCUGCAUGCUCAAAAUGAUGCAGAUGAAGCCAGCCGACUCCAGCAUCUGCUACAAAAUAAUUUUUGUAUUAAACCUGGAAUAAUCUUUGCUGAAAUGCCUAGUGGUAGACAUUUCUUACAAAACUUAAAUGAUGCUGUGAAUAGGUCAGCAUGGACUAUUAUUCUGUUGACAGAACAUUUCUUGAGUGAGGCUUGGUGUGAGUUCCAGUCUUAUGCCUCCCUGAUGAACGCUCUUAACAAACAGCAUAAAUAUAACUCUGUCAUACCACUGAGGCCACUGAAUAAUCCACUUCCAAGGGAGAAGACUCCUUGUGUCCUGCAAGCCAUUAAUGCACUGGAAGAAGAUAGUCCUGGCUUUGCUAAACAAGUGGAGAAGAUUUUCCAGGAGUCGAAAUAUAGGCAACAGCAAGCAAUGUGGAAGAAAGAAAGAACAAAUGAGACGCACUAGAGCUAAAGACAUGCAUAAAGACAGUUAAAUUGUUAAUUAAAUUGAAGGAGGUAAAUCAGUUGUCUUACUCAUCUCAAGUAAGAGAGAGAAACCUUCUUUUGAGAAACUAACCUACAGAAAAGAUGGUGGCAAGAGUUUCCCAUAAAGGCAUUAUUGUUAUUACUUAACACCUGUAUGUUUUCAGCAGUAUUAUCAAGAUGUGGCCAAUCAUCACCUUGACCCCUUUAUUUAUGAUAUGCCACUUUCCCCUACUUGUUUGUUUGUCUGGCUUCUCUUUAUAUUGUACGCUAUAUAGGGCAGAUACUGUGUCUUCUUUUAAGUUUGUACAGCUCCUCACAUGUUGUAGUUGCUACUGGAAACAAAUAAUAAAUGGGGUAGUACUAACAGUGGCUGCUACUGAGAGCCAACAGAAGCAACACAGGAUAACAUCCUGUAAGGAAGGCUAUUCUAUUAAUAACAAUCUUUAUAUUGGAAAUAUAAAUAUGUUAGAAAUACUUACCAGUGUUACGAAACCAGGAAAAUACAUUCAGCACCCUACAAAAUAUAUGCUGCUAUUUUAAGAAGAAUCUCAAAAUAUGUGUGCUCUAUUUUUGUCAUGUUUGCAAUUGUUAAAAUGCAUAUAUUUUCUAAUGAUGCAUCUUGACCAAAUGGGUAGGUGCAUUUUAAAAAUUAAAAUAAACAAACACUCUCAAUUU